This is a messenger RNA of Trichoderma citrinoviride, 978 nucleotides long. RefSeq names its product Metallo-dependent phosphatase. Bases 1 to 978 code for a protein of 325 amino acids. The transcript is spliced from 7 exons. Gene Ontology annotation, cellular component: cytosol. Lineage: Eukaryota; Fungi; Ascomycota; Sordariomycetes; Hypocreales; Hypocreaceae. Gene Ontology annotation, biological process: mitotic cell cycle; peptidyl-serine dephosphorylation. The record is from RefSeq and is a predicted model, not a curated record. Gene Ontology annotation, molecular function: protein serine/threonine phosphatase activity.
AUGGACACCAACAUGGAAGAUGUUGGGCGAGUGCCGACCGACGUGGCGCCAGUGCACACGGAGCCCGCGACGAGAUCGACGCUGGAACAGUGGAUUGAGAAUCUGAUGAACUGCAAACAGCUGUCCGAGGCCGACGUCCAGCGGCUGUGCGACAUGGGUCGAGAAGUCGUCCAGGAUGAAUCAAAUGUGCAGCCAGUGAAAUGCCCGGUCACGGUCUGUGGCGAUAUCCACGGCCAGUUCCACGACCUGAUGGAGCUGUUCAAGAUUGGCGGCCCCAGCCCCGACACCAACUAUCUCUUCAUGGGUGACUACGUCGACAGAGGCUACUACUCGGUCGAGACGGUGUCGCUGCUCGUCGCCCUCAAGAUCCGCUACCCGCAACGCAUCACGAUCCUGCGCGGCAACCACGAGUCGCGCCAGAUCACACAGGUGUACGGCUUCUACGACGAGUGCCUCCGCAAGUACGGCAACGCCAACGUGUGGCACUACUUUACCGACAUGUUUGACUUUUUGACGGCCCUGAUCGAGAACCAGAUCUUCUGCCUCCACGGCGGCCUGUCCCCCAGCAUCGACACACUAGAUAACAUCAGGGCCCUCGACCGAGUUCAGGAGGUCCCCCACGAGGGCCCCAUGUGCGACCUGCUGUGGUCCGACCCGGACGACCGCUGCGGCUGGGGCAUCUCCCCCCGCGGUGCGGGGUACACCUUUGGCCAGGACAUCUCGGAGGCCUUCAACCACAACAACGGCCUGACGCUGGUGGCUCGCGCGCAUCAGCUGGUCAUGGAGGGAUACAACUGGUCUCAGGACCGCAACGUGGUAACGAUCUUCUCUGCCCCAAACUACUGCUACCGAUGCGGUAACCAAGCCGCCAUAAUGGAAAUUGACGAGCAUCUGAAAUAUACCUUCCUGCAAUUCGAUCCGUGCCCCAGAGCCGGAGAGCCGAUGGUUUCUAGACGAACCCCUGAUUACUUCCUCUAA